Molecule: messenger RNA, 2180 nt
Organism: Oenanthe melanoleuca
Lineage: Eukaryota; Metazoa; Chordata; Aves; Passeriformes; Muscicapidae
Gene: GATC
Product: glutamyl-tRNA amidotransferase subunit C
Exons: 4
Coding region: 49-519 (156 amino acids)
Biological process (GO): regulation of translational fidelity; glutaminyl-tRNAGln biosynthesis via transamidation; mitochondrial translation
Cellular component (GO): mitochondrion; glutamyl-tRNA(Gln) amidotransferase complex
Molecular function (GO): glutaminyl-tRNA synthase (glutamine-hydrolyzing) activity
Source: RefSeq, a predicted model, not a curated record
GCCGGUGGCGUCACGCGCGGGGCUGUGACGUCAGGCGGCGGAGGCGCGAUGCGCGUGCUGUCCCUCGGGCGGUGGCUCCGCGCCGGGAGGGUCCCCCCGCGGGGCCCGGCGAGCCGGAACAGCGGGCACCGGCACAGCGGGCACCGGCCACAGGCACCGCCGCAGGGACCGGCCCAGGUACCACCCCAGCAGAAAGUGUCGGUGGAAGUGCUGGAGCACUUGGAGCAGCUGGCCCUGGUGGAUUUCCGGGAUUUGGAGGGCGUGGAGCGGCUGCAGAAAGCGAUCCAGUUUGCUGAUCAGCUUCAUGAAGUAAACACUGAUGGCGUGGAACCGAUGGAUUCAGUGCUGGAGGACAGGUGUCUGUAUCUCAGAGAAGAUGAUGUGACAGAAGGCAGCUGCACCAAAGAGCUGCUGGAAAAUGCCAGAGAGACAGUAGAGGAGUAUUUCGUAGCUCCACCAGGUAACAUCCCUUUAGUAAAGCUGAAAGAACAAAAGACUUAUCUGCAGGGCUCUAAGUGACAGCCCAGAGCCCAAAUGCCCUUUCAGUAUUUUAUUUGGGGAAAACAAAAAUUUUGUGCAGUCACGGCUGAAACAUCCUGGCAUGGAUUUUGGUCAAAAGAGAAGCACUUGCAAGACAGAAGAAAGAAGGUGUAAAAGUUUAGUAGUGCUGCUGAAACAUUCAAUGUCUGAAGCUGGAUGGCAGCAUGGCAGAUGACCUUGGUGUUUUUAUUUGGCAAAGUGAAUUUGCUGUCUGGAGGUGAGAGCAAACCCUUGUCCCACUCUUAAUUGUGCAAUUACUUUAAUAUUUGUUUAAGCAUCCAUAAUAUACUAUACAUAGUUGCAUAAAACAUGUAAUUACUGUGAUACUUGAAUUCUUUCAAGGGUAUUGAAAUCAAGCCUGUAUUUAACACCACUAAUCCAAUCCUCUGCAAAACUGUAACACUGUAUUAUUUCUUUAGUCUCAGACUUGUCAAGAUUCAGACCCUGCAAAUGCUGAAGUUUUACAAAUAUACGAGCUAGCCUAUAAGUAAUUUAUGAUGUGUAUAUAAAUCAUAACAAGGAAAGACUUCAAAGUAUCAAUCAAUCAAUCAGAUUAAUACCACGAUCAUAAUAUCACGUAAUGGCCAUUUUGAGAAGUCCUCCCUUGAUCUAUCCAUUUUGGCCUCCUCUUUGACCAUCAGAGAGAAUGGGGACAAUAUUAUUUACACAGAAAAAGGAAGAGGAAUUUGAGAGGGGACUGCUUGGCUGCAGGAGCUUUUAUCCCAAAAUAGCAUCAAACAACUAUUUAAAGGCAACACCUAAACCAACAAAUUGGACAAGAUGAUCCCACAUUCCCAAUGCAGCUAAACUUAAAACUGCCAGUUCAGUGCUGCUCCCACACACUCCAGUGAGAGAACAGACUGCCUGGUGCUUGUUCCCUGCAGCCCAAACUGCAUUUAAAGUGGAAAACACACAUCUCCUUAAUGAAGGAGUUUGAUGCAACUUCACCACAAAUAAGGGAAUUACAACCUUGACUCAAGACACCUGCAACCACCAAAAAAAAAAAGCUCACCGAGGGCAGAUGAGCUGCCUGUGGGGCAGGGUGUGCCAGUGCCUCAGUGGAUCUAACACUGGUGGUGCUGAGCCCCACUGGGCCCUGUCUGCACUUUGAGAGAGGGAGAGACACCACUCAUGUGCUAGCUCACCUGUAUUCACUGCAGGACUCAGUAAAUAGAUUCAGUUUCUCUGGACACCAUGGAAAUAACCUCACAUUUUUCCACCAUCACAAACCUGUGGAUAUAAAAUUGUAUUGGAAGCCCUCACAUAUAAAUCCCAGGUUUACAAAGAGAAUUUCAAUGUGGAGAUUUCUUCACUUUUAUGGAAAGAAAAUGGAAGUUGUUUUAGUGCUGUUAAUGAUUACUUUAUGUUUUGGAAUUAACUAGGAGCCCCAGGAAAAAUCUCUGUUAAUACAGUGACAGGUUGUGCAAUACAGAGUAAAAAACUACCUCACAAAAAGUGCUUACAGCCUAACCUCCAAGUGGGAGAGGAAUCUCAUGAGAUGCCUUAUCCAUUACCCAGUUUUCUUCAGCACCUCCUCUACCCCAGCUAUCAUCUGUGCUUAUUUGUUCUGCCUUUCCCUGCAGCUCUGUCCUGAAGGAAACUGCACUUUUAUAUUCUUGAUUAACAAGUUAGGACUUUAA